Molecule: messenger RNA, 1542 nt
Organism: Eufriesea mexicana
Lineage: Eukaryota; Metazoa; Arthropoda; Insecta; Hymenoptera; Apidae
Product: adenosine receptor A2b
Exons: 4
Coding region: 1-1542 (513 amino acids)
Biological process (GO): adenylate cyclase-activating G protein-coupled receptor signaling pathway; G protein-coupled adenosine receptor signaling pathway
Cellular component (GO): plasma membrane
Molecular function (GO): G protein-coupled adenosine receptor activity
Source: RefSeq, a predicted model, not a curated record
AUGACGUUUGCAUUUACAGUAUCAGCGUUCAUCGUGAUGGAAUUUCCAUUAAAUUCCAGCGAGUUGGCCAAUAAUUUGACCGUAACAUCCGUGAAUGCGUCGACCCAUUCUGAACUCAAUCUACCAUACACAGUUUGCGAGAUCUUAGUGGCAGUGUGUGCGGUAUUUGGUAAUGGUCUGGUGAUCGUUGUCUUCAGCAAAGAGAGGAAACUGCGUCGACGAACCAAUUAUUACAUCAUCUCCUUAGCAACGGCUGAUCUAUUAGUUGGGUUAUUCGCCAUACCUUUUGCCAUUUUGGCUAGCAUCGGUUUGCCGACGAAUUUACACGCCUGUCUGUUCACCGUUUCUAUCUUGAUCGUCCUUUGCACGAUCAGCAUCUUCUGCCUGGUGGCGGUGUCCGUAGAUCGUUACUGGGCGAUACUUCAUCCCAUGGGAUACUCGCGGACCGUACGCACUAAAACUGCCAUAGGUAUAAUUUGCGUGUGUUGGAUAGCCGGCACAUUGGUUGGGUUCUUGCCUCUUUUAGGGUGGAACGCGGGCAAGAAAUCCAACGAGAAAUGCAUCUUCACUGAGGUGAUGGAUUACGAUUACUUGGUGUUCCUGUACUUCGCUACGAUCAUCUUUCCCGCGCUAUUAAUUGCAGCCUUUUACGCCCAUAUAUACCGAGUGGUUGUAAAGCAGUUACAACAGAUUGUAACAAUGAAUCCGGGCCGCCGAAGUGGAAAUCAAACAACUGGAACUAUGCUACGUUUACUUGGUGCAGCUAGGAAGCGUGAAGUGAAAGCGACGCAGAAUCUAUCACGCAUCGUAAUUUUCUUCAUCAUCUGUUGGUUUCCACUCUACACAAUCAAUUGUAUAAUGGCGUUCUGUCAAAAGUGCAGGGUGCACGAUGUUCUGAUGAACUUUUGUAUAAUCCUGUCGCACUUGAACUCGGCUGGCAACCCAUUAAUCUACGCUUACCAUCUAAAGGAUUUCCGUGCAGCGCUUAAGAACUUCAUGUGGAAUCUUCUAUUUCCUCAAAAUGAUGUAAAAUCCAGUGCAAUUAGCGUGAUUCAUGAUCGUGGUUCUUUCGUUGGUUCCCAGAGACAGUUACAGAGGCAGAUCGGAGGUUUGCCAUCUACAAGAGGACCGAGAUCGAAUUUACUACGUCAGGUAACUGACGUUAGAUCGAAAGGAUCGUUCUCUGUAUCUCGAAAUGUUUCAAUUCAAGAAAAAGAGGCCGGUAAUGUAUCAAGUUCGUCACACAGUGAAAAACAGGAGAUUGAUAACACGAGUCAGUAUAGUAACGAACUUCAGCGAAACGAAAGUGACAAUUCCAGGAGUACUAAAGUCGAUUCAAAUGCCUCAAAAUCGUCUUCUCACGUUACUUCAAUGGAACUACAGAUUCAUAAACCUUUAAUGCCACUUCUUCCGGCAGAAGUGGAUCAUAUUGAGGAAACACCUCCAUCAUCUAUUUUUGUCAUUGAAGUGGACGUAAAUCAUGUCGAAUCUGUUCAUGAAAAGUUAGAUGAGGAUUUGAUGGAAAGUAAAGAUAAAGGUUGA